CGGCUUUCACCGGCCACCGCCAAAGAAUGGCGGAACAGUUUUCUGCCUCGGCCGCUUUUACGAACAUGAACAACAACACGGACGGUUGGGGUGAUGAUUGGGGCGAUUGGAAUGAUAACUCCGGUUCGGCCGUGGAAUCUGCGAUGCCGAAAACGAUUAGUUCCAUGCAGGCAACUCCGACCGCUCCUCCCAACACGUACUUCCACCAGCAGCCCCCAACGCAACAGCCUCAGCAACACAUACAAACGCAAUAUCAACAACCCCCACAACAACAGCAGCAGAUGACUCCAGGGCCAGGAACGUACCUGGCCGGGCCGCCCAACCGUAUGGAUCAACACAAUCACAACUAUAUGCCGAACUACACGCAAGCCAACACCGGAUAUCAGCAACCAACGAUGAUGGCUCCUACAACCGCUAACCAAUAUGCGACCACAAAUUACGCGCAGCCACCGCAACCUACGUAUGCCACGCCGGCAAAUAAUUUUUUCAAUGCACCACCCUCACAAUCGGUUCCCCCCGUAUCACAUCCACCCGCAUCGACAACACCCCAACUGAUACCGACUUUUAACCAGACCAUUUCCGAUAGUUUUGAUACAACGGCGGGCAACGACAGCUGGAACUGGACCUUACCGGAAGCUUCCAAUCCGUCACAGCAAACUGGGAGUUCGAAGAUGCAGCCAGACGAAAGUAUUGCUCCAAAGCAACUGUCGCAGAAUGAAGACUUUCCUCAGCAAGGCACCUUACCUCCGGGAAAUGUGCAGCUACAGCGUUUAAAGACGGAAACGCUUUCACCACAAUGGUCCAUCGAGAGUCAGGUGUCGUCUAGCGAUCGUUCGCUGGAGAGUGAUCCAAGCGGUGAUAGUAGAGGUACGGCACAACCCAACACAUCCAUACCCGCCAGCAACAGAUCGAUGAAUAAUGGACCUUUUGUGGCACCGACCCCGACACCCGCUCAGACCGUUCCUGAUAAGCUCGAUGAGGUGCUGGAAGCUUUAAGCAUUAAACAGGAACCAACCGGAAGUCACGGUCUGCUCGAAAGCAGUUACCGUGGAGAGCAAAAUUUUCCACCACCACCUCCCUCGAUCGUUGGAACGGCAGCUGCAGCAGGUCCAAUUGUAAACGAGUCACUCUCUCACACUUCCAAAACGUCCUCUACGACACCACCUUUGCCACCUCCUCCGGUCGAUAAUCCCACGGUAGCUCCUCCACCGACAUCCUUGCCCGCUGGACCACCGAUGGUGAGUGGACCACCACCAAAAGCGAUGCAAAUUGCUGGCUCGAACCCAUUCAAACGAACCGGACCAAGGUCUCAUACGGCCACGCCGGGACUAUCAAGCGUAGGUCCUUCACCUGCAACGAUUGUACCACCGUCGGCAAAUACGGGUGGAGGAUUCUUUUACCCACAACAGACAGCACACCCAGCGCUACUGCAACCAGCUCCGUUAGAGGAGCAACAUAACAUAGAAUCGUUAACACCGGAAAAUCAAGAAAUUCUGAUCGAAACACGUAGCGAGCAAUCAUCGAUCGAAAAUCAGGAAAUUGCUCCGAAUAACGAUCGCAACCAAUAUCUUCAAACGGGUCAUCUGUCGGAGGAUGGAUAUGGUGUUGAAGGAAUUACAUCGAUGGGUGGCGCCAGCACCCGUACCCUGCAAGCGACCGGAUCAGAUGAGGCAGAAACGAAUCCUGGUGAUGCGAACGAAGGUCGACUACCGCCGCCUGGUCUUUCACGGUACGUGCCGGGACAGAACGAACAGCAACCGGAGCCGUUUGUAACGACGAGCGUAAUAGUAGGACAAAGCUUCCCAGAACCACCACCAGGAUUGAACCGUAUGGUGCCCGGUAUGGAUCUGCAGAACGUGUCAGAUCUUUCGCUUGAACGUCAGGCGGAUGGGGAAGUGUCGGAUGCUGCAACAACGGCACCACCACCGAUUAUGUCCACGGCUGCUAACACCAGCGCACGCAACGAUCAUCUGCACCAUCAUCACCACCAUCACAACCAUCAUCAUGAUCGGCGGGUCGAUAUGAGCGAUCGUAAUCUUUACCGCGUUCCAGGCGAAGAUGACAAUCACACGCAUCUGAAUCAGCAACGAGUUGUGCCUGGCGGUGGGAUAGAAAAUGAUCGUCCCGCACCUGUAUCGAGCGCCGUUCCCGUAACGAGCGCCGCUUCGGGAAUUAUCAAUUCCGUAGCAACACUUGACAUGCCCGAGGAACAACGAGAGUUGGUAAUGGAUGGAGAAAAUCCGGACGAUCGGCGGGAAGAUUCGUUAGUGGGAGGAAAUGCCGAUCCGAUCCCUUCUGCGACCGGUCCCACCUCAAAUGCCGCUGUUUCUGGUGGCCCUGUUGCAUUGGAAACAGAAUCAAACAUUACUGUCGACACUGCGUCGCGCAUGGAACCGUCCAACACAUCCACGGCGGAUGAAAGCGAUAAGGGCGGAUUUUACGGGGCCGGUGGUAGCUCGAAAGGUGGCCGCCGGGAAGAAGAUCAUCUUCGACGUUCGAACAAAAGCAAAAGUUCACGAGAUCGGUACGAUACGGAAGAUUCCGACUAUAGCGAGCACGAACGCCGUCGACGGGAGCGUGGUGACACGAGUGUUAGUGUGGCGGGUGUUAGUGGUGGUGGGGUAGCCGAGCCGAGCUCAUCGCAACGACACGAACGAUCACGCCGUACCAAUGGUGAUCGGGAGAAGGACAAACAACGGAAGGAUAAUGGACGCGAUCGGGAACGUGACCGGGACCGGGAUCGCGAUCGUGAUUAUGACUAUCGCGAUCGUGAUCGUGAACGAAACAGAUACGACCGCGAUCGUGGCGAACGCUAUGGGCGCAAUAGUAAGUAUGAUCGCGAUAGUCGCUACGAAACCGACGGUUCAAAGUACGAAACCGAACGAUCGACCCGAUACGACAAGGAAGACAAACGGUACGGUGGUUCAAGUCGCGAUGACUACUACCGCAAGCGAGACGAGCGGGGACCGACGGACGAUGGUCGUGGUGGCGCUGGACGAGACCGCGAUCGGGAUACGCUCGAAAGGCGGCAGCGGAAGGAAAAGGAACGCUCGGAGCGAUACCGAGGUGAUGAGCGGAGGAAAGAUGAUCGUUACCGUGAAGGUGAUAAGCGUCGUGAUCGUCACGAUCGUCGUUACGAUCCGGAAGAUUAUCGUACUGGCAGCCGCAAUGGAACCGAUCGCGAUCGCACCCGAGACAGCCGAGAAAGGGACGAUCGUAAGGAGAAGGAUCGCAGCAAGUACCUGAGUGCAGCUGGCAGUGGUGUUGGUGUUUACGGUGCUGGUACUGCUGCUGGUGCUUAUGGUCCAACAAGUGGGUACUACGAUCCGUACAGUUACUAUGCUCAACAUCAGCAGUAUUACGAACAACUGCGGCGUACGAAUCCACAAGCGUACGCUGAAUGGUACCGUACGUAUUACGCGCAGAUCCAGGCAACCCAGAUGCAGCGCGAUCUGCUAACUACCGAUGGGCGUGAGUCGGUUCACUCUGGGCGCAGCUCAGCAAAUGACAAGGAACGGUUUAAUCGGACCACACCGUUUAUGCAUCCGCCCGGUGUGUACAAUCCGGAGGAGUACCAUCGCCAUUUCAAUAAUCAAUCGUUACCAUCGGCGGCCGCAACCGGUGCAGCCGGCCCAGGUUCGCUGCUCGACCAAAGCUAUCUGACCGAUGCGUCUGGUCAGCCGUCAUCACUGCCACCGAUGUACCAUGCAUUCCAGCAGCAAACACAGCAGCAUAAUCAUCAAGCACUUCUGCACCAUCAGCGGGCCAACACAUCGCUGGCAAUGGACCGAACUUACCAUAGUGAAGCGGGUGGAUACUUUCAACCAAGAAUCGAUCAAAUUGAUGCGUCGUCUAUAAAACCGGACCACGGCACUGAACUGUCGAUGAUGGAACCGGAACGCUUGACGCCCCGAAAGUUCCCCGAAAUUCAUCCCAUCGUAAGCGUGUCCGCCGGUUUGCUCAUUUCGACCAAAAAUCGAUUAACGAUGAACGGUAUGGCGGAUACGGUUAAAAUAUACAGUUUAGGAUACAACGAUGCAAGUAAAAAACUGUUCCAAACCUACCCGGGCCCACUGGUGAAGGGUGUAACACAUAAAAAGUCAGUGAUUGAAUUCUGCGAAGAGCAGCUUCGCCAAGGCCCAUCUUGUAAUGGUGCAUUGGCAUUGAUAAAAUCGCGAGGCAAUUCCAUCAACAGUCUUCAUUCGUCCUCACUAGCGGCUGGCGUAAAGAGCAGCUCAUUCUCGCUGCUGUGGAACUACAUCAUUCUACUACUAAGACAAAAUGGCACAUUUGUCGGGACCGAUAUCUCCGAACUGUUGAUGCGCAACAAGGAAGAAUAUCCAUUCGAAUCGAUUCAAGCUAGUGUGACACGUUCUGCCAAUAUAAGUGGACGCAAUUCGUCCCUAUCGCAGGCAGCUGCCGAACGGGAGGAAGAUUCCCGCCAGGAAGGGGACAGCGAAGAACCACCUGAUGCUUCUUUGGACGAGCAGGUAAAAGACACCUUAGCAGAAGCGGUGUCACCCAAAACACUCUCGGAGUUAGAGAUUACGGACAAAUUCCGCAAUUAUCUGCUGUACGGAAACAUUAGCGAAGCGCUCGAAUGGGCCACAGAGCACAAUCUCUGGGGACACGCACUGUUCCUCGCGUCGAAGGUUGACUCUCGGCAGCAUGCAAACGUGAUGAUGAAGUUUGCCAACAAGCUAACACUGAACGAUCCACUGCAAACGUUGUAUCAGCUGUUGAGUGGCAGAACUCCGGCCUCAGUAACGAGUGUAUUGGAUGAAAAGUGGGGCGAUUGGCGACCACAUCUCGCAAUGCUAAUGUCAAACAGUUCCGCCAAACCGGAACUGAUCAAGAAGUCGAUCACAACGCUCGGCGAUACCUUGCUGCAUCGGGGUGACCUGUACGCAGCACACUUUUGCUACCUCCUGUCCGAUGUGGCCUUUGGACGGUUUGCUGACGUGAAGCAGGAUGGCGCGGGUGGGCACAAUGGAACCGUACGGUUGGUGCUACUUGGUGCCGCUCAUCACAAUCGUUCCUUCCGCGAACUGUCUACGAACGAGUCCAUCAUGAUGACAGAAAUUUACGAAUACGCGCGGUCGCUGAACGAAGAUCGCUAUUCAAUUGCCGAAUUGCAGCGUUUCAAAUACUUGCUAGCGUGUCGUAUGCUUGACCAGGGUAUGCAGCUAAAAUGUUUGCUCUAUAUGGAACAAAUAGCCGAUCAGAUACAGCACGACCCUUACCGAUUCGAUACUGACUUUGUGCGCAAGGUGUACACGCUGGGCGAUCGGUUGAAGUAUUACGAUCCGGUGAUGGAGAAAGCGCUGGACGAAUCGGUGAACAAUACCGGUCGUGGGAAUGUUUAUGCAAACGUGGAAGAUCCACAAUGGUUGAAGCAGUUAAACGAAAUACUCCUCAACAAUUCAUCAAGUGGUGCCUCACAUUACAAUAACGCCGGCGAUGGUCAGACAGCGUAUGAUUACGGUACCGGAUACGCAUAUGCUGGCGAUCAAUCGCAGGCAGUUGUGGGUGUAGCACCAACUCAAGAGUAUUCCGGUCAGGAACAGGACACGAACGACAUUAACAAACAGUUUAGUGAAAUCAGUCAACAGCUGGGACAGCUUAAUUUACAAUACAGUGACCAACCGGGUCAACCGGGUCAACCGGGCCAACAGUACCAGCCAAAUGCUGUCGCACCGUACGAACUAAAUCCGCCUGUACCGAGCUAUGAUCAGGGUUACGAAUCGAUAAACCAGCAAUCGUUGCUUGAUCCAACGGUCGAACAACAUGCACAUGCUCAGACCCCACAGCAACAGCAGCAGCAGCAUCAGCUUCAGGAUAAUUAUGAACCACAACAUCAGCAGUAUAAUCAAUACAAUAGCUACGAUGAACAUCAUCAUCAGCAGCAGGAACAGCAGCAGAUGGGUGGAACUAGUUACUUUACACCAGCUCCAUCAGUGAACAAUAAUGAACCGAUGCCGGCUUCAUAUGAUGCAGGAUAUUGGGGCGCCGCUGCCGCUGGUAACAACAGUGAGCUACGAUCACCGGAACAGUCAUGGAAGCAGCAUCAUCAUCAUCACUAUCAGCAAGAAGAGGAAGAGGAACACGAUUUGUAUGAAGAGGAUGAAGAUCAGAAGGAAGAUUGCGAUCGUAGUUCAUUGUCGCCUUCGCCUGCGAUCGAUGCGACACAGGCAGAGCUCGCAGCAACAUUCGAUUAUCACCGCGUUACACAGCAGUUUCACCAGCAACGGGAUGCGUGCGCGCCGAAACCGACGAUCUCAAUGCCAAAUUCGGUCUCGAAGCGACCCGGAUUUGGUGAUGAUACGGAUGAUGAGCGGACGGCACAGGGGAGAGUUGGUGGUCAGGGGCAGGCCGGUAUGAAUGCGGCCGGUGGUAAUAAACCACAGCAACAAUCACAAAAUGCAGCUACACAAGCGAAGAAAGCUCCUGGUGGCAAGGAUGGAAAAGCUGCCGCUGGGCCAGCUGGUGCUCAAGGAUCUGGAUGGUUCGGAGGAAUUUGGAAUAAAUUUUCCUUAAAGCCAAAAAAUCAGAUGAUACUGCCCGAUGAUAAAAAUCCAAAGAUUGUUUGGGACGAAGUGUCCAAGCGUUGGGUAAAUACGGACGAGAAUGAGACAGAAGCAGAAGCUUACAAACCACCGCCCAAGAUGUCGGAUCUUGUCCCAACUUCUGCUCCAGCAGCUCCGGCUGUCGGCAUUCCUACGCAAAUGGGUCCCCCGGGAGGAGUACCAAUAACUUCUUCAGGAGGGCCUUCUGGACCGCUUCCACAAUCGCAAAAUGCCGGUGGUGUCGUAUAUCAACAACAACAACAACAACAACAACAACAACAACAACAGCAACAAUCCAAUCCGAUGGAAAACCGACCAUUACAACCGAUGCAAUCGAAUGUUUCAACUGUCAGUAGUGCUGGCGCGGGAGUUCCUGUGGGCGAACCGACGAAAGUUCCCACGCUGCAGUCAAACAUGUACAAAAUGCAACGCAAUCGAACUCUGAAACGAUCGUACGUGGAUGUGUUCAACCCUUCAGGUGCGGCUCCAAGCAAACCGACGGAACCCGUGCUGGCACCAACCGUUCCGACGAUGCCUAACUCUUCGGGAAGCUUUUUCGUUCCCGGUGGUGCACCUAAUACCGGUGGAGCCGAACAGCAAGCGGACAAUGUAGCUGAGGGAAUGCCACAGUUCUACAACCCCAACCAAUUUGCUGGUGGACCCGGAGGCUACCAGCAGCAGUAA
Anopheles maculipalpis is the source of this 7250-nucleotide messenger RNA. RefSeq lists its product as uncharacterized. NCBI's taxonomy places the organism in Eukaryota, Metazoa, Arthropoda, Insecta, Diptera, Culicidae. The record is from RefSeq and is a predicted model, not a curated record. The coding region runs from base 27 to 7250 and encodes 2407 amino acids. Gene Ontology annotation, cellular component: ER to Golgi transport vesicle membrane; endoplasmic reticulum exit site. Gene Ontology annotation, biological process: Golgi organization; autophagy; COPII vesicle coat assembly. The transcript is spliced from 17 exons.